UGCUCCGGGCCAGGCCCUGGCUCCGGCCCCUGUCCCGGCCGCCGCCUCGCAGUUCGCCCUCCUGGUGAUGCACCCCUGCGGCGGGCAGGACGACUCCGCGGCCGAGGGCGUCCCGAGGCGGGCUCCGGCCCUGGGGGACGGCGCCGGGGCGGGCAAGCCCAUUCGGUACCUGUGCGAGGUGGCGGGGGCCGGCGAGGAGGAGGCGGGGGACGACGAGGCCGACCUGCUGGACGCUUCUGACGCCCCGGGGGGAGGCGAGAGCACGGCUAGUUUGGAGGACCUGGAGGACGAGGAGACCCACUCCGGGGGCGAGGGUGGCAGCGGCGGAGCCCGGCGACGGGGCGGCGGCGGGGGCAGCACGAGCAAGACCUGCACCUUCGAGGGUUGCAGCGAGACCACGAGCCAGGUGGCCAAGCAGCGCAAGCCUUGGAUGUGCAAGAAACACCGCAACAAGAUGUACAAGGACAAGUACAAAAAGAAGAAAAGUGACCAGGCCCUGAACUGCAGUGGGGCCGCCCAGGCCGGCAGCACAGGAAACGUCAGACUGGAGGAAAGUACAGAUAACAUACUCUCCAUUGUUAAACAAAGAACAGGAACCUUUGGGGAUCGUCCUGCAAGACCUACUCUUUUAGAACAAGUGUUAAAUCAAAAAAGACUGUCAUUACUAAGAAGUCCAGAAGUGGUGCAAUUUUUACAGAAACAGCAACAACUAUUAAAUCAGCAAGUUUUGGAGCAAAGACAGCAGCAGUUUCCAGGAACAUCAGUGUGAAAGAAUUUAUCAAGAAGAUUCACAUGUUUUUUAUUUUGUAUAGUAGAUGGACAUAUUUUUAUACUAAAGAUAAAUGGGAUAAGAUAUUCUAGUAAAGCAUAAACAGUCGUUUUCCUAUAAAUGUAUGUGUGCAUUUGGGGAUAAAUAAGUAUUGCACUUUGUGCAUCUAAUCCUUCCAUAUUGCCAUGAAUUUGAAGAAACAGCCUAUCUUUCCAAAGUAACAUUUAAUUACACUUGUUUUUAUAAGCAUAGUGUUUCACUUCAGUCAUUGUUACUGAAGGUAAUGAAGCAGUUACUUUCUGUGGAAGUCACAAAAUUAGUACAUAUUAAUCUUUGAUCAUUAGUUCAGUGGUUCUUAUUAAGGGCAGUCAGAAAGGAUGGAUAUGUUUUUGGUAGUCACAGUGACCUUGAAACUCCUAGUUUUUAGUGAAUGGAUCAGGAAUCCUAAAUGUCCUACCAUGUCUGGAAUGACCGUUCACAACUAAUGAUUAUCUCACGCACAAUGCCAGUAAUCCUCCUCUUAAGAAACACUGAUAGUUUGAAAAUGAGUGGGAAAUAUCAGUGAGGGUGACAGAACAUGAGACACUCCUAACUCUAGGAAACGAACAAGGGGUGGUAGAAAGGCAGGUGGGCGGGGGGAUGGGGUGACUGGGUGAUGGGCACUGAGGGGGCACUUGACAGGAUGAGCACUGGGUAUUAUGCUAUAUGUUGGCAAAUUGAACUCCAAUAAAAAAUAUACAAAAAAACCCUA
Canis lupus familiaris (dog) is the source of this 1520-nucleotide messenger RNA. It is a transcript of the gene RFXAP, whose product is annotated as regulatory factor X associated protein. Gene Ontology annotation, cellular component: nucleus. Gene Ontology annotation, biological process: regulation of transcription by RNA polymerase II. The transcript has 3 exons. The record is from RefSeq and is a predicted model, not a curated record. The coding region runs from base 68 to 769 and encodes 233 amino acids. Lineage: Eukaryota; Metazoa; Chordata; Mammalia; Carnivora; Canidae.